AUGGAUCAGCUUCGAAAGAUAUUGUCCGCCAUCAGUGUUGAGCCGAUCUUGUUUUUAAACUUCUUUGGAUUCUCCGUCUAUGCUGUAUGUCUGCAAAGUGGCAUUUAUCAAGUACUAUGUCGUCAGAUAACUCCAAACAGCGAUUGCCAGCGAAUUGGUGGCGUUAGAAAUGGCGCUGACGAGGACAAGGUUCAGGCAGCGUCCACUUUCUGGUUCAUGAUGCUCACCGUUUCCUAUCUAGUACCUGCUUUAUUGUCUGACACGUUUCUUGGUGCCUUAGGAGAUCGUCAAGGUCGCAAAACAAACAUCCUUAUUGGCUUAGCUGGAAUGCUGGUUUCCUUCUUCCCAGCAAUGAUCGUCUUCAGUUCUGUGCAAGGACCGAUGUGGCUACUCAUGGUGUUCAACAUGGUUUCUGGCUUCACGGGUUUUAUCGGCAUAGUGAUCAUCUCUGCAUUCGCCUAUCUCGCAGACACGGUACCAGAUCAUGACAAUUUAACAGUACGGAUGGUGAUUAUGGGUGUAGUCAACUCCAGCGCUAUGGUGAUUGGUUCAUUUGUCGCCUCGACCUUAUUACACUUCUUAUCAUUCAGCCAGAUAAUUCUUUUUGGUAUGGUGAUGAUUUGCAUGGCUUUCUUUUAUGCAGUGUUCAGAAUCGAACAAGUACCCCCGUUAAUCAUGCGGAGACGAGUGCUAAAUCGUAUCCUGGAUCAAGAAAAAUUGAAAGACCUACAAGAGAAAGCUAAGUCGCAGACGAAGGUAGCGAUCUACCAUGCAAAGACCGGUAAGCAGAAAAGCGUGACAUGCAGUGAUUUGGUAAAAACGAUAAAAGGUCUUCUGAAAGAUAUUUGGGUUACGUUCACAAAACGUAGGCCUUGCCAUCACAGAAUGCAGAUCCUGAUCGUCUCUUUGGUAUUCUUUCUGCACGUAUUGGUGGACAUGGGUCUCCAGAACUCAAUUACAACCCUGUUUCUUUUUCGCCGGCCCUUCAGUUGGACAGCUGAAAAUUUGGCCUUUUUUCGAGGUGUUAACAGUUUCAUAAAUAUGGUUGGGGGGGCUGUGGGUGUGCUCGUGUUUAAAAAGGUACUCCAUUUUCGGGAAUCAACUAUUCUACUCAUAGCUCUGGUUUCAUGCACGGUUGAGCGGUUGUGGUUCACGUUUAGCACAAAAGAUUGGAUGGUCUACACGGCUGUUACUUUUGGUUGCAUGUCAACGAUGGUUAUGCCGACAAUGAAGUCGUUCGCCGCUCUUCUGGUGCAACCAGAAGAGGUCGGCAAAAUGUACAUGGCGUUUGGCUUAGGCAUGGACAUGGCACAUGUCGUCAGCGCAGUGUUGUUCAACAGCAUCUACGAGAGGACAUCCAGCUUUUUUCCGGGCAUGUGCUUCCUAAUCGGAGCUUCCAUAUCCUUCUUUAACAUCGUUGUUAUGCUGUACGUGAGCAUCGACGAGAAAAGGUGCAAUAGGGUGUCAUCCUCCACAAGGACAACAAGUGUGCAUUUUUGA
Molecule: messenger RNA, 1500 nt
Organism: Soboliphyme baturini
Lineage: Eukaryota; Metazoa; Nematoda; Enoplea; Dioctophymatida; Soboliphymatidae
Source: the annotation of a GenBank genome assembly